GGCCGGGCUGUGAAACAUGUGCGGUGUCGAUAAUGGCGACGGAGGGAAGCUUUUAUGUCAGAUCCGCAAUCGGGUAUUAAAGGGGAGGAUUUGCAGUCGGGAAACUCAAAUCAAUCAUCACAUCAAAAUCUGACAGAGUUGCCUAAUUUAUCAUAAUCUGAAUACCAUCGGAUUUUGAACAUGGAAGGAGAAAGCACUGUUCACAGUGAGGAGAAACCGUACACGUGUUCUGUGUGUGGACGAGGCUUCAGCCAAUCAUCUGACUUGUCAGAACACAAAUGCCGUCUCAACAGAGAGAAACCGUGGAAAUGUGGGGACUGUGGGAAGGGAUUUAAUUACCCAUCUGAGCUGGAAAAUCAUCAGCGAGUUCACACUGGGGAGAGGCCGUUCACCUGCUCUGAGUGUGGGAAGGGAUUCACUUGUUCAUCAACCCUGCUGCAACAUCAACAAGUUCACACUGACGAGAGGCCUUUCAAAUGUCCAGACUGCGGGAAGUGCUAUAAAAGUCCCCGGGAACUGACUGGCCAUCAACGUGUUCACUCUGACGAGAGACCGUUCAGGUGCUCUCACUGUGGAACUGGGUUCAAGACAUUAUCUGUCCUCACUGUACACCAGCGAAUUCACACUGGGGAGCGACCGUUCAUCUGCUCAAAUUGUGGGAAGGGAUUUGCUCACUCAUCUCACCUGCUGACACACCAGCGUAUUCACACUGGGGAGAGACCUUUUAAGUGCCCAGACUGCAGGAAGGGCUUUAAAAGUUCCUGGGAACUGAUGUUUCAUCAACGUCUUCACACUGGCGAGAGGCCGUUCAGGUGCUCUCAUUGUGGGGCUGGGUUUAGGCGAUCACCUGAUCUGAUUGUACACCAGCGAGUUCACACCGCAGAGAGGCCAUUCACCUGCUCCGAGUGUGGGAAGGGAUUCACUCGGUCAUCCACUCUGCUGGAACACCAGCGAGUUCACACUGGGGAGAGGCCGUUCACCUGCUCCGACUGUGGGAAGGGAUUCACUCGGUCAUCCCACCUGCUGACACACCAGCGCACUCACACUGGGGAGAGGCCGUUCACCUGUGCUGAAUGUGGGAAGGGGUUCAGUCAGUCAUCCCACCUACUGACACAUCAGCGAAUUCAUACUGGGGAGAAGCCGUUCACCUGUUCUGAGUGCGGGAAGAGGUUCACUCAGUUAUCCAACCUGCUGCUACACCAACGAGUUCACAAGUAACGAUAAUGAUUGGAUUUUUCUGUUAAUCAUAUUUGGGGUGAACCGUUGUUCAUUGGGGUCUGUUUCUGCUGAUGUUAAUAAACUUUAGCCCAGUUAUU
Molecule: messenger RNA, 1316 nt
Organism: Carcharodon carcharias (great white shark)
Lineage: Eukaryota; Metazoa; Chordata; Chondrichthyes; Lamniformes; Lamnidae
Product: zinc finger protein 239-like
Exons: 2
Coding region: 181-1218 (345 amino acids)
Source: RefSeq, a predicted model, not a curated record